UGAAUUUUGGGGUGCCCCAGACGUGGUGGUGUGGUCCAACGAGCGGGUCAGCGCCUGGGUGAGCAGCGUGGGGCUGCGCGAGUUCGCGCCCAACCUGGGCGAGUCGGGCGUGCACGGCGCGCUGCUGGCGCUCGACGACACCUUCGACUGGGCCGACCUGGCGCUGCUGCUGCAGAUCCCCACCCAGAACACCCAGGCUCGGCAGCUGCUGGAGAAGGAGUUCAGCGCUUUGAUCUCGGCGGGAACCGAGCGGCGCCUCGAUGAGGACGCCCCCAGACCCUUCAGCCGCUCCCCGUCCUGGCGGAAGCUGUUCCGGGAGAAGGAGCUGCGGGGCGGGGGGUCCCGACGCUGCCGAGAUGUUGCCCCCCCAACUUUCGGGGGGGGACCCCUGGGGACCCCUCCCCUGCCCCUGCGCAAGGUCCAGCCCGACGGGAACUCGCUGCCCCCCCCGAGGGGGGAUGGGGGGGUCUCGGUCCGGACCUACUCCUGUUAA
Molecule: messenger RNA, 493 nt
Organism: Haemorhous mexicanus (house finch)
Lineage: Eukaryota; Metazoa; Chordata; Aves; Passeriformes; Fringillidae
Product: liprin-alpha-3-like
Exons: 4
Biological process (GO): synapse organization
Cellular component (GO): presynaptic active zone
Molecular function (GO): protein binding
Source: RefSeq, a predicted model, not a curated record